Molecule: messenger RNA, 204 nt
Organism: Strongylus vulgaris
Lineage: Eukaryota; Metazoa; Nematoda; Chromadorea; Rhabditida; Strongylidae
Source: the annotation of a GenBank genome assembly
AUGCUCAGGGGAGAUGAGGAGAGUCUCGACAGGUGUAACCUUCGACUUACGGGUAACGAUUCGCAAUGGCAAUGUAUGGAUAAUGAGCAUUUUAACUACAUUUACUGUGGAAAGAACUCAACGUUGGAUUCGAUCUACAUCGGAGGAUGGGGUGGUGUGAGCUUUGGUCGCGCAUCUCUAGAAUUGGAUCAGAUUCCGACUAAA